Molecule: messenger RNA, 458 nt
Organism: Triticum aestivum (bread wheat)
Lineage: Eukaryota; Viridiplantae; Streptophyta; Magnoliopsida; Poales; Poaceae
Exons: 2
Coding region: 9-356 (115 amino acids)
Source: RefSeq, a predicted model, not a curated record
GGGAGGACAUGGCCUGCACCUUCUCCAUGCUCAUGGCUUCGACGGGGAGCGGGGCUGCUAACCACUGCAUGGCGGCGGCCUUGGGACGGCGUGGCGGAGCGGAUGCUGGAGACGGGGGCAUCCAGCGAUGCUGCAACCGGCCGAGCAUGGCGCUGCCCACCAUGGGCACGGUGACCACGCCGACGGGUGCUGCAAACCACGGUGGCAACUGUGGUGGAGGAUGUUGGAACCGGCAUGGGGAUUUGCUUCAACCAGCGCCGGGAUUUGCUUCAACGGUGAGGAUGGUGGUGGACGGCGACAACGGUGGCCGUCGUGGAGGGGACAAUGUCGGGCGACCAUGGCCGCGGGUGCCGUGAUUUUUGCUGCACAGAUUUUUUGCUGGAACCAGCAUUUUGACUUGUUGCAAUCGGCAAGGAUGGUGCUGGGGCGGCUACGACGACAACGCCGUGAUUUUUUUU